AUGGCCGUAUACAGGUUAAACAGAAUUGGCAACCGAGGGAUGUACAUGAACUGUGCCGUGGUCGACAUCACGGACCAGAGCAAGAGCAAGCGCGAUACUCAGGCCGCGGCUACAAAGGGCUUGUCGAAAUAUCCUGAGCUCUCCAUCGCGAACCUUGCCAACAUUAACAGCUGCAAGACAGAGGAAACUACCGAUGUCAUCUUUGGUAAUCCUGGCAAGCGGGUUGCUUUCGGUAACGGUGACACGCCGAGCAACUCUGGCAGUGGUGGUAGUGGACAAUGGACCCCACCUGCUCAGAGCAAACCGCAGCAGGGUGGCGAUUGUGCGACCAAGAUCCAAGACGGGUACUGGCAUCCUGAGUGUUAUGGUAUUCCUUCUUGGACGACCGAGCAACAACAGCAACCGGCACAACAGCAGCAGCCCCAGCAACCGAAGCAGGAUGUACCGCAACCCGAUGCGAAGAAAUCGAACAAAAUGAAGCCGAAUACAAAAGUCGAGCAGCAGCUUGACGCGUACCUGGCGACGCUAUAUGGCAGGGGUCUCGCACGUAGGAACACUGUGCCGGCAGCCGACUACGCCGAAAACUACGAUCAAAAGAAGGAGUAUUCAGCACAGCCGCACACGCACACUCAUACAAAAAACUGCAAGCAUAAGACCACUGGCUACCCUCCUGGCUCGCACUACCACAACCAGGAAGACUUGGAUCCGUACCCCGAGGACGGCAUCGACCACUCAAAUAACAAGCGAUGGACAUCAUACACCAAGCGUGCAGAGGGCCCACGCACACCGAUCCAAUUCCACCGUGGUGAUGAGAGUGCGUACUACCAGCAGCAAGCAUCCACACAAGCAUCUGCUCAAGGGUCUGCGCAGGCGUCUACGCAAGCAUCUGCGCAAACAUCCGGUGGUACUCCAGCGCAGAAGAGCUGGAACGAUGUGAGCGAUUGCGAGAAGUUCGAAGCUUUCCUCCGCCGGAUGGUCGAACUCAGCACCAACAUGGCCUCACUCACCAAAUAUGCUGCCGCUUCGACUGUCAACAUUCCAUAUUACACUCCUGCAUCUACCUACGCUUCCAUUGCAGCUACUAACGCGGAGUACGCACAGAAAGCGAGUAAGGCAUUUGGCGACCCCCUCAACGUCUAUAGUGAUAAGCCUGAGACCGAUCCUGUGCCGCCUGAGUCCGAACCCGAGUCUGAGACCAUACCGUUGGUGUUGGGUGAGCCAGAUAUCUACAAUGGGCUACCUGACUUCCCGGACUUCGAUGUUCCAGACCUAGAUUGGAACUACACCUUCCCUCCGCAAAUCUGCGCCACCCAUUCCUACAUUGCUGCCUGGCUACAUAGAGGAGAUGAUUCAUCUUCCGAUGAGCCGAGCAUCAUCAUCUCUAUUGACCCCAUUGAUCCCAUCGUUGGCUCGGACCCAGACACUUCUACCUUCUCCUGCGUCGAGCCCACUGCACGGAACCCUACAGAAGGACAAACCUUAAAAAAAGAAUGGAAAGCCAGAUACGAGAAAUGCAUGAAUGACCCGACCGCUUUCUGUAUUGAGCCUAUUGGGAGGUUCUCACAAUUACAAGUCCAGUACGAAGAUUGUCUCAAGCUCGAAGCUCUCGACGCCAUCGCAUCCCCCUAGCCCUCCCACGGCAUCUACCCUGACGAGCCAUCAUUCCCAGAUGACGGUAAUGAUGCACCACUCGAAG
Molecule: messenger RNA, 1696 nt
Organism: Macroventuria anomochaeta
Lineage: Eukaryota; Fungi; Ascomycota; Dothideomycetes; Pleosporales; Didymellaceae
Product: lytic polysaccharide monooxygenase
Exons: 5
Coding region: 1-1629 (542 amino acids)
Source: RefSeq, a predicted model, not a curated record